Ricinus communis (castor bean) is the source of this 1798-nucleotide messenger RNA. Its product is annotated as omega-6 fatty acid desaturase, chloroplastic. The record is from RefSeq and is a predicted model, not a curated record. Gene Ontology annotation, molecular function: oxidoreductase activity. The transcript has 10 exons. Gene Ontology annotation, biological process: lipid metabolic process. The coding region runs from base 274 to 1599 and encodes 441 amino acids. NCBI's taxonomy places the organism in Eukaryota, Viridiplantae, Streptophyta, Magnoliopsida, Malpighiales, Euphorbiaceae.
GAAGGCAAGCGGCCACUGCCUCAGGACUAACAGCAAAAAAUGACGAACCCAAAACCCAUAACAUAAGAACAAAUGGCUACCAUGCUUCCUUCAAAUCUAUCCACAAUUCUCAGGCAUUUACAAACAACUUCUAUAUAAACACUGCCCCGGCACUUGCUAACUCCUCUUUGUCCUUUUUCACACUCUCAAACUCACUAAAGCCUCUUUCUUUUUGCUAGAAAGAGGCUUGCACAAUUUCAGAUUGGUAUUUGGAAUUCCUGUCUUCUUCUCAAAAUGGCUUGCAGAAUUGCGGAUUCUGUUUUCCUCUUCAUGGGUCCGCAAUUAAAGCCAAUUCGGAGUCAGAAGAUUGUUACCCAUAAUUCUCUAGGCAUCCAUCACUUAACUUGGGACAGGCUUCUUUUGAAGGGGGAGAAACAGAAAAGUUGUCUGUUUUACUUAAAAAAAACUAAACCCAUACAAGCUGUGGCCACUCCAGUUGCACGAUCUUCAGCAGAUAGUGCUGAAUAUAGGAAACAGUUAGCAGAAAGUUAUGGCUUCAGGCAAAUUGGAGAACCACUUCCAGGAAAUGUUACGUUAAAGUAUAUUAUUGAUACUCUGCCGAAAAAGGUGUUUGAGAUUGACGAUGUGAAAGCGUGGAAGACAGUUUUAAUAUCAGUCGCUUCCUAUGCACUAGGGCUCUUUAUGAUUUCAAAGGCCCCAUGGUAUCUACUUCCUCUUGCUUGGGCAUGGACAGGCACUGCAAUCACCGGGUUCUUUGUUAUAGGCCAUGAUUGUGCUCACAAGUCAUUUUCAAAGAACAAAUUAGUGGAAGACAUUGUGGGAACUCUGGCCUUUAUGCCUUUAAUAUACCCAUAUGAGCCAUGGAGAUUUAAGCAUGAUAGGCAUCAUGCAAAAACAAACAUGUUGGCUGAGGAUACAGCUUGGCAUCCUGUUUGGAAAGAGGAAUUUGAUUCAGCUCCUUUAUUGCGCAAGGCAAUUAUAUAUGGAUAUGGACCGUUUAGGCCUUGGAUGUCUAUAGCUCACUGGUUGAUAUGGCAUUUCGACAUAAAAAAGUUCAGACCCAAUGAAGUUAAAAGGGUGAAGAUAAGUCUAGCAUGUGUCUUUGCAUUUAUGGCGAUUGGAUGGCCAUUGAUUGUCUACAAAACAGGGAUCAUGGGAUGGAUCAAGUUCUGGUUGAUGCCAUGGUUGGGCUAUCACUUUUGGAUGAGUACUUUCACAAUGGUGCAUCAUACAGCUCCUCAUAUUCCUUUUAAAUCUUCGGAUGAGUGGAAUGCAGCACAAGCCCAGCUAAAUGGAACAGUUCAUUGUGAUUAUCCUCGUUGGAUUGAGAUCCUCUGUCAUAAUAUCAAUGUCCACAUACCCCACCACAUCUCUUCAAGGAUACCAAGCUAUAAUCUACCAGAAGCUCAUAUAUCUAUUCAAGAGAAGUGGGGAAAGUAUCUAAAUGAGGCUACGUGGAAUUGGCGAUUGAUGAAGACGAUAAUGACAGUGUGUCAUGUUUAUGAUAAGGAGGAAAAUUACAUUGCUUUUGAUAAGCUUGCACCUGAAGAGUCUCAACCAGUCGCAUUUCUGAAAAGAGUAAUGCCUGAUUAUGCUUGAAUUUAUGUGACUCACUUGGGUCCACACCUUUUUCUUUCCUUCUUAUCCAUUAUUAUCCUUUUUCCCUUUAGAUCAAAUUAGGUUUGCAAUUGCAAUUUUUUACAUGUACUUGCUGUUAUUGAAUUAUUCUUUUUUGACAACAUUUCUGAUAGAAAGAAAGACAAUAAUCUGAAUGAAGCUUCCUUGGAAGUUCACUCCA